Molecule: messenger RNA, 243 nt
Organism: Heterocephalus glaber (naked mole-rat)
Lineage: Eukaryota; Metazoa; Chordata; Mammalia; Rodentia; Bathyergidae
Source: RefSeq, a predicted model, not a curated record
UGAAGAGAUUUGCUGGAUGUGAAAAAUAACUUUCCCAAACCACCUUGGUGUUGUGCUGUGUUUGUUGGGACGAUGUUUGGGAGACUGAGUCUUCCGCAGCUGCUUUUUGCUGGCAUAGUGGGAAUUCCUGGAGGAAUAUAUAUUUAUCAACCAAUAUUUGAACAAUAUUCCAAAGAUCAAACGAUGUUAAAAAAGAAGGUGGAAUUAACAGAAGAAUCAAAAGAGAAGAGAAGUUAAUGCUAC